GAGGGCUAGGCCCUGGGCAGGAGCCGAGGGGACCUGAACCGGGCGGAGCCAAGACGAGCUGAGCUGAGCUGAGCCGAAACGGGCUGAGCUGAGACAUGGAACCGUCGCUGCCCAGGUAGUGGAGGUCUGGCCCCUUCCGCGGGCAGAAGCGAGGCCGUUCGGGAUGUCCGGCUACACCCGCCGCACGGGGCUCACUCCGCUUUCCCGAGCCCGGACCCUCGUCAUUCAGGACGAUGAUAAUCUUGAAGAUCUGGAUGAGGCAAAUCCAUUUUCCUUUAAAGAAUUUCUGAAAACCAAGAACCUUGGCCUGUCCAAAGAGGAGGCAACCAAUGCUAGAAUUUACAGUAAGGAAUCUACAAGACAUACUUUAGGACUUGAAAAUAAUUGCCUAACUUCUAAGUAUAGUUUAGACUAUGAGGAACCUUUUUUUCAAGAUCCAUCUGGUGCUGGAGAUUUGUUGGAAGAAGAUGAAGAUGAUGAUAACUGGAGUGGAACUUAUCUGCCAUCUGCCAUGGAACAAACUCAUGCUUCUAGACUUGCUACUAGCACAUCACCACGUAGUUCAUAUAUUUCCUUUUUUUCCAAUCCAUCUGAUCUGUCAGGCAUCGAGUCUCUAGCUCCAUGGACCUUAAGUGAAAGUGACCCAUGUGUUUCUCCUUCAUCUCAAGUGAACAACACAAACAAAGAAUUUGCUGCUCAUGGGGAAUUCUUGGGAGAUAGGCAUUUUCGGUCGAUGCAGAUAAACUAUGAAGCACUUAAAGAAGAAAACUCUAAGCUAAGAAGAAAAAUUAGUGAGAUUCAGAACUUCUCUGAAUCUCAGACAGAAAUGGUAAGAACACUUGAACGGAAAUUAGAAGCAAAAAUGAUAAAAGAGGAAAGCGACUAUCAUGAUCUUGAAUCGGUGGUACAACAAGUGGAAAAGAAUCUCGAGUUGAUGACUAAGCGGGCUGUGAAGGCAGAAAAUCAAGUUACAAAACUGAAGCAGGAAAUAAACAUGCUCCAGGCUCAGCUUACUAAUCAUAAGAGAGAGAAUGAAGCCCUGCGAUCUGGUCAAUGUUCCAAUUUGACAGUAGUUAAACAAAACACAGAUGUUGCCUUGCAAAAUCUCCGAGCUGUCAUGAACAAUGCACAUAGUUCGAUAAAGCAGUUGCUUUCUGGAGCUGAAACAUUGAAUCUUGUUGCUGAAAUCCUUAAAUCCAUAGACAGAAUUUCUGAAAUUAAAGAAGAGCCUUGACAAACCGCUGAAAUGUCUUCUGGCUUAAAGCUCUGCUUAAGUGCUGAAAUCACUUCUUGCUUUACUUGGGGAAUACAAUUGUGUCUUUAAAUAUGCAGUUGUCUUCCUCAGUACUUAUCAUGAAAUACAAAUUUCAUGACCUAAAAUAUGGUUAUUAGCCUUAAAACACAGUUGGGUGGUAACUGUUGGACUUGAGGUGCGUCUUUGGUUUACAUUAACUCUUUUAGGUGAAGUGUCAUUUUUCACUAAUUCUAAUAAACAGAGAUUCUCUUGCCAACAGUUGAAGAAGAAAGGGGGAAAUUAAUGUUUUUAGGGAAUUUUCUAAACAUGGAAAUGAGUUCUGGAAUAAGUAUUGCUUUCUACUGUCUGUUAUAGUAUUUCCUGGAUAUUAAUUGCAAGAUGAGCCCAAUUUGAGUGUCAUUUGUUAGCACUCCUUUAAAGAAAAAAAGAAUAAAAAUUAUAACACAAAAUGUACAUAAUAGAGACUAUUGACUUUUGCCUAGAGAAUCUGUGCCUCUUAAAUAUCUCCUGGUGUUCCUAAAGACUUGAAGGUUCACACUUGUGCCUUUAAGAAAUAUAGUUUAAAAAAAUAUAUAUAUAUAUAUGUAUAUGCACACACACACACAUACACACAUACAUAUGCAGGUAAUAAGAACUAAUUAAAGUGCUACAAGUUCUUUCAGAUUCACUAAGUUUGUUGCAGGAAUUGUUAAUAUCCAUAGUGUUAAACUCAUGAAGUAUAUUUUUCCUGGCUUUCUUAAUAUUUAAAUACCAACUCUCCUGCUGUAGUGUAUUGCUUAGCUUUUCAAAUCACUUUUAUACAGCAAAAUUUAGGAUGCAAAGGUUUUAAGAUAUUUUCAGGUUGGCAUGGGAACACUAUCCUGUGCCUUUCCAGAAUUUUUCUGUGAUUUGGAUAUGGGCACUGAAUUUCUAUAGGUCUUUUGCUGUUUAUUGUUAAGUGUUGUUUUUUUUAAAUAAAUUGUAGUUUUUUUGACCUGUA
Gracilinanus agilis (Agile Gracile Mouse Opossum) is the source of this 2234-nucleotide messenger RNA. It is a transcript of the gene ENTR1, whose product is annotated as endosome associated trafficking regulator 1. NCBI's taxonomy places the organism in Eukaryota, Metazoa, Chordata, Mammalia, Didelphimorphia, Didelphidae. The transcript has 8 exons. The record is from RefSeq and is a predicted model, not a curated record. Gene Ontology annotation, cellular component: early endosome; recycling endosome; centrosome. Bases 164 to 1234 code for a protein of 356 amino acids. Gene Ontology annotation, biological process: positive regulation of protein localization to cilium; positive regulation of cilium assembly; regulation of cytokinesis.